Messenger RNA from Drosophila hydei, 990 nucleotides. Its product is annotated as SAGA-associated factor 29. The record is from RefSeq and is a predicted model, not a curated record. The coding region runs from base 104 to 973 and encodes 289 amino acids. Lineage: Eukaryota; Metazoa; Arthropoda; Insecta; Diptera; Drosophilidae. Gene Ontology annotation, cellular component: SAGA complex. The transcript is spliced from 5 exons.
UGACUGAGCUGUCAUUCCAUUAUAUUCGUACAAUACAAAAAGUGCAUCUUUUUGUUUAGUACAGAAAAAUAUAAACAAAUAAUAAAAGAUAUAAAAAAAUACAAUGCCACUUACUGCAGAAAGUGCUGCACAACAAAUUCAGGAUCGUUUGAAGGACAUUCAACAACAUAUUCACAAAGUGGAUAAUGAGAGACGUCGCGCUGAAAAUUCGAUUGCUAGUCUUGUGCGUGCCCAACAAAAUCCAAAUCCGAAACUAAAGACGCUGCUGCAGUCGAAGAUUCUCGAGGCAACACAGGAAGAAGCAACAAUUAGAGCAGCCCUCGCUAAAAUACACGAAAUACGAAACAUACGUAACGAACGACGUAUUCAGGCUCGUAAUGCUGGCAACAAGGAAGCCAUCCGUCGUGGUGCCCUCAUGAAAAUGGUGCAGCUCUCGGCUCAGACAUUGCCUCUCUUUGUUGGCAAGCCGGGCGAGCGUGCGCCAGCUUUAUGCGGAGCAAUACCUGCCGAGAGCAGCUAUGUGGCCAAGGUAGGCGACAAUGUGGCUGCGUUGGCCAAAGGCAUAGAUGAGGAGGAGAACUGGAUACUGGCUGAGGUUGUGCAGUUUCUACAUCGGCAAAACAAAUACGAUGUCAUUGACAUAGACGAGGAGCAGAAGGAUCGACAUGUGCUGAGCAAACGCAAAGUUAUUCCCUUGCCCUUAAUGCGCGCCAAUCCAGAAACAGACGGGCAUGCACUCUUUCCCAAGGAUACAGUCGUAAUGGCUUUGUAUCCUCAAACAACAUGUUUCUAUAAGGCUAUUGUCCAUCGCCUGCCACAAACUGCAACGGAAGAGUAUGAAGUGCUCUUCGAAGAUUCAUCCUAUUUGAAUGGCUACGCAGAGCCGUUGCCGGUGGCACAGCGCUAUGUGAUUGCAUAUCGAACCACCAAGAAGAGCGCUGGCAGUGGCAGUGGAAAUCUCUCAUCCGCCUAAAAUUUCUUUCCAAUGGU